This is a messenger RNA of Pseudopipra pipra, 7492 nucleotides long. RefSeq names its product chromosome 9 C1orf52 homolog (gene C9H1orf52). Bases 40 to 753 code for a protein of 237 amino acids. The transcript has 4 exons. The record is from RefSeq and is a predicted model, not a curated record. Lineage: Eukaryota; Metazoa; Chordata; Aves; Passeriformes; Pipridae.
GGCGCGGUUUCCGCGGGCGGUGCGAGGCGCGGCCCCGCCAUGGCGGCGCAGGGGGAGGACCCGCUGGGCUAUUUCGCGGCCUACGGCAGCUCCAGCUCCGACUCGGAGCCCGACGAGCCCCAGCCCGACGAGCACCCCGCGGGGACCGGCGCGGCCGUGGGGGGCAGCCCGGGCCGGCCGCGGCUGCCGCCGCCCGACGAGCUCUUCCGCCGGGUGUCGCAGCCGCCCGCCUUCCUCUACAACCCGCUCAACAAGGAGAUCGACUGGGAGAGCCGCGUCCUGCGGGCGCCCGAGGAGCCCCCCAGGGAGUUCAAGGUGUGGAGGAGCAACGCCGUGCCCCCGCCGGAGACCUACAGCCCGCCCGAGAAGCCGCCGCCGCCGGCGCCCGCCGUCGACAUGGCCAUCAAGUGGUCCAACAUCUACGAGGACAACGGCGACGACGCUCCCCGGCCGGCCGGCAAGGCCAAGUUCCUGCCGGACGAGGAGCAGGAGCCCCUGGAAUCGGAUGGUGAAAAAGAUGAUGAACCAGCUUCUGCUAAGAAACGUAAAGUAGACUCUGGAGAGCAGGCGAAGAAGAAGAAGAAGAAGGUAAUAUUCCUGGAAGCUCAGAGGAACUCCUGCAGGACUGGCUCAUGGUCCCUGUGCCAGAGCCUGGUGUCACCUCUGCCACCAGCUGGGCAGUCUGUUAGGCUGGGCAGGAAGAGAUGCCACCAAGGACUAUGUGCCAUAGUUUGUGCAGCCACUGAAGACUAGCAGGACAUCACACCAAUACAUCACAUGAGGCAUGAUGAGAUAGAAUAGCUGACUAAUAUUUGGGUUAAAUAUUUGGAAAUUCUUCCUGACCACAUGACUGGUGAGGCUGUUGGAAUAAUAGAAGGACCAUACCAUAUAACUUGAGGUAUUUAAACCGAGAUUCAUUUGAAUAUGAGCAAAUGGAGGAGACGUGUGAUUAAGGGAGCACAAAUGAGAAUCUAUCUUUUCACCUCCAUUUUCUUGGGUUCUGUUCUGUCUCCCAGGAGUGACUGAAUGUUGUGAUGGACAUUAAUAAUUCAAAGAAGCUUGACCAUGCCACCUUCACCUCAGCUGCUGUCCUUUUGUCAUUCCUUGUUAUGACAGAAGUGGGUGAGUGCUGGGAGCAAGCUGUCAGCAGAUGGUAGGCAGCAACUCUGGCAAGUUUGCAAAUGAGGUACUUUCCCUGCUGCAGCCAGCAGGAUCAACUAUUAAUCUCCUUGCUACACUGCUCUUUACAAGUCAAGAAAGCUCAUCAGGUCAAAACAUGUAGUCCAUACUGGCUGCAUGGAAAACUUUUUUCUCUGAUGAAACACAGUUUUAUUGAUAGGUGAACUCCAGGACAUGGAAAAAAACCUCCAUGAUUCCUUACCAUUAACUUCUCUGAUUGCUCCAUUUGAAGCACACACAAUGGAGAGAAAGAAGAGAAUAUUUCACAUGCAAUUCCACAGAUCUCUCAGCAACCUGAGUUGAUAUCCCGUGUUUCUCUGGCUUUUCUUCCCCCCAGUUUAUUUGGCUUUGUAACAUACAGGAUAACUAUAAUGAAAUUAUCAUAUAUGCACACAUAUACAUUUUUUGAGGUAUAAAAUUAUUUAGCUUAUGUGAAAGAGAAAAAUAGACUACAUCCUUUCACCUUGUGAAAGUCAUGUCAGAUUUUGCCUACAAAAACAUCUGUUGCUUAAAAUUUAAGAUUACAAGAACACAUCUUUAAGGCAUCCUUGUGAUUAUCUUAAGUACUUUGAGCUCAGCACACACUAUAUGCAAUUCUUAAAAAGGAUCAGUCUUCCCAUUUAAGGACCUUUCCACUUCUCUUUUUAAAUACUGCCUUUCCUGUUACCACACUUGGAAGUCCUCUAUACUUGACUCUGCCUUGAAACUCAGAAUUUUGAGAUUGAUGAUUUAAAAAAAAAAAUUGCUAUUUUUAAUGGUAGAAAUGGAAGAAAGGAACUUUAAGAAAGUGGAUUCCCCUAAGAAGGUGCUCAUCAAAUGUGUUCCCCCAUUCUGGCAUUUUGUUGGCUGAUAGUAGGUAAUUGGAAGUCAUUCAAGAUAUCCUUAGAGUGUUGUAAGUUUUUCAGGAUUUUUAAUAAGUAAAUUUUGCAUAUGCAGCAGGUUUUAGGGCCCUGUGCUUAAUGGGAUUUAUGGUAGAUGUACUUUGCAACAGACCAGAGGUGGACAUAGGUGAGAGCUCUGCUUCUUCCUUGUCCUCCUGGGGCAGUCCUGGCCUAAAGAUAUGGGACAAAAUAGACAGAGAAAUGCUUAUGUAGUGAUUUCAUUUCCUUUACAGAGAAUCUCCUGAUGUUUUGAGUAAAAGUUUGAAUGUGUUUUUCUUUUGACCAAAUAUACUACAUUAUCUGUGGGUGUAUUGUUUCACUUCAACUAAGGUUGAGUGCCACCAAUCUGCUGGUUUUGUCUCCAUGUUAGAAGAAGUUAAUGGUGAUGAUGGUUGUGAUACUGACUAUUUUUACUCUGUGGGUAAUGAUUUGGCUUCUUUGUAUCCAAAAUACUUUGGUAUUUUUAGUAUAUCUUCAGUGAGACUGACAUCCUACCAUAGCACUGGCAUGCUGUAAGAUUGCAGUCAGAGGUGGUAAUGACAGCCCUGUGGUUCAAUGACAUGUUUUGAAAAGCUCAUAGAGAUGUUAGCUUGCAUUUUCUAAAAAGUCAAAUACUAACUUUAAAAAGUAAGUGUAAGAUACUAAAAAGAACUGUCUUAUUUCUGUUUGAACAAAGCACAGAAAGCAGAGCCAUGAACACUCCUCCUGCUUUAGUUAGCUGAUAGCUAUGAACAGAAGAAUUUCCAUCAUGCUGCUCAUUUGAAACUGGGUUAGCCUUACAUGGCUCUUAAAAUCCUUUCGUGUUUAAUUUUAAUUACAGUUUAACAGGACAGGUAGACCAUGUCUCUGGGAGCAAUGGGCUCAGUACUUCACAUAAAGGCAGGGUAACCAUCCUGAUGCUACAAGUCACAUUUCCAGAGCCCAGUGGCCCAUGCCACUGGAGUCAGAGAAGAACUGAUAGUGGCAGUGGCUUCUCAGAGCACCUGGUGAGAAGGCACCACAUUUUGUUGGAGGAGGCCAAGCAAAACCAAUGCAAGUGUAGUGUACCAGGUGUAAGAUCUUGACAGCGGUGCCUCUUAAAACGGUUUUGGUUUAAGAACGUUUCUGGCAAGGAUACUCUCUAAAAGGGAGUCAGUGGCCCGAGCCAAACACUUAACUGCUCUUGGAGUCUCUAAAAUCUGCUUUUAAAAAGGGCAAUUCCAACUGCACAUAUUUCCAGUGCCCAGGGAGCAGAUGGUGGACCCAUUUUGGUAAUGAACACCUUCAGCUUUGUCCAGCCUGUUGUCUAGCAACCUCCUCAGGCUUAAAAUAUAAAUCUUUUAUUCUCUCAUUGGUUUGUCUUCCUAAGAUAAGCAGCUGUAUUCUGGGCCUCUGGGGUGCCUCGGCUGGCCAGUUCAAAAUAGGGUCUGGGGGUAACAAAGCUGUGGAUGACUGUAGUGGUGUCUGCAUCUGAGAGAAAGCAGUUGUUUGGCAGGCUGGAGAUAAGACGCACAGCUAUUAGCUGCCUGAUAGAGUUUCACAGGACUCUUAUUUCAGUCCAUUUUGGUGUCAGGAAGGCAGACGCUUUCAAUAAAAAGAGUGCUCAUAGAUUUUAUUGGGGCAUUCAAAUGCUUCCAGUUCCCAGCUGUCAUCAGCUCCACUUUAGUCAUAUAGUUGUCACUUUAUCCCUCUGUCUGCGACAGGUCUUGAGAGAAGAAAGAUACUGAUUUGUUAAGCUUUAAUGAAAAGGAGACUCAUUCACAUUUCCAGACACUUUUAGUUUUACUCACACAAAUGAAUCCCAGCAAAGUAAAAUAAAGUCCAUCCACGGGUACAUGAUAAAUUAAUAAGAAACUAUUAUUCAGAUACAUAUGAGGAGACCUUGUAGGCUGUGAGGGAUGGAAUUUCCUGAAGGCAGACCGGAGCAGUUCCAAACCAGUCCCCGAGUGUGUACAGAAAUGAAAGCCUGUGUACUUAGGAAAGCACAACUUCUUCAUCCUAUCUGCUGAGGCAGAGCUGAUCUCUGAUGCUGUCAGCAAGGCUGGAAAGGUUAUUUUUCAGUCUUUUAUUAGGAAAUAUUUAUCUGUGUAAUUUCAUUAUUCAACUGUAUCGGUGCCCAAACAUUGCCACCUAUCAAUCAGCAACUUCACCAGGGAUAUCCUUCCCAUCAAUGCAUUUUUUUUUCAAACUGAAGUUUGAUUUUUUGCUUGUUCAGUUAUUUACAGUUCUCACAUUAUCAACUCAGCAAAAAUUAAUUAACUGGUGAAAUCUCAAUCUGUUAAUGAAAAAAAAAUGUUUAAAAACAUUUCUCUUUGUACCUUCAGAAGAAUACUGCUUUCUCUGUGUUAAAAGUUACACUGUUAAACCGGUCCUAAAUAUUUGCCAGUCUCCUAAUUAGACGCCUCUUCAAGUUGAUGCAAACUCUAGUCCCAUCCUCUUGAAGCAGCUUUCGCUUUCUGUUGAAGGCCAAGUAAGAAGACUCACAUUUGGCACUGUGUGCUUUGCAGCUCCUGAACAAAACAGGCUAUGCUGAAAACAAAAGCUCAGCUUUGACUCUUACUCCACUGGCUCAAGUUAGUUCCAGCCAGAUCCUUAAUGUUACUUUAUCUGCAAGUUUUUUUUUAUGUGAUCAAUGCCAACUCUGUUGGGCAAAUACAGGAUGCAUAGGGAUUUAAAAAAAAUCCAGCUGCCAACAAGAAAAAGUGCUUUGUAACCACAGUUUGGAAUGGAAACAAUUUUCUAAGAUACAGAUCAAACUGUGUUUAUAGACUCAACUAUUGGCAGCUUUUCAUCAGGCUAUUUCCUGUGUGCCUAUUGCAUAGAGGAAUAAUCUAAAUGCUUAAACUAACAUUUAAAACCAUACAGAACAUGAAGGAAAUACUGUGUGAAGCAGCAUGGAAAACACAAUGAUGUUGAACUUUCUUUUGUUUCCAUAGCUAAUACUCAUGGGAGAAGGCAGUAAGUACUGCACACCAAAUGCCAGUACUCCAGAUCUUUGCAGGAUUUGGUCCUUACUCUGGCCAGUACCUACUUUCUACUAAUAUUGUUUUAAUUGCUAAAAGGAAAUAUCCAAGUAACAAAAAUUUUCAAAAAUGCCUCCUAAAUUACAGGAACUUGCUAAAAGUUACAUACAGUUACUUUAAGUGAAGCAAGUUAUUAUUCCUUAGGAAAGUAAUUCAGAUAAUCUAAGGCACAUGUAGACAGAAGGAAUCUGUUUUCCCAUUAAAAUAGGUGGAAAAUCUGCAGGUCUGAAGAUAACAAUCAGGGUAGUUGUAGACUGGUUUGCUCAGUUUGAAAUGGUUGCAACAACUUUCUCUUGCAGAAAAUCCCCAGAAUUAAGCUGCUAGCUGUUUGAAUCUGUUUGGUGUUUUUAAAUGGGGCAAAUUUCCUCUCCCAGACUUCAAAUGCGUGUCCUUUGCUUCAGGCAUCCAAGUGCUCGUGGCACAGCUAACCCCCUGAUAGCAUCAGUAAGGUCAGUGCAGUCAAGCUGUGGUGCCCAUGCAGAAUUUUAACAGAAUUUUGUUGCCGGUGUUCUGCUCGGCUGGACUCCAUUCCUUCUAUCCAAGCCAUGUCUCAGCUCCAGUAGAGUUGGGAGAGUAAUUUAGGUUGGAUGGGACCUCUGGAGACUCUCUGGUCAGCCCCAAUACACAGUGGGAGCUGCGUAAGUGAGCUUGGCCGGGGCCAGACAAGUUUCCAGUGUCUCCAGGACAGAAUUCCCACAGCUUCUCUGGGAAACCUGUUUUGGCAUCUGAUUAUGAGAUGCACAACAACAACAAAAAAAACCCCAUAACAUUUGUUUAUACUUUUCUUCUUUAACUGUAUUCUUACAGAUCAGUUCUGGGAGGCAUAGUAAAAGGCUUAGCUUUACAUACCGAUUCCAGCCUGGAAAUCAAAGGGGUUUGUUGGGAAUGAAAGCUUAACUAUCUCAACAGGUAAGAUCUGGUUAGAGGAGGUGGCUCUGGACUUUUCCUUUACUUGGGCCUAUGGGUAAUGAAGAAAAUGUAAUUGUGAAUAAUCUGCUGGAGAUAAAUGUGCACAGAUUAAUUGUGCACAGCGAGUGUGCUGUCAGAAAAGCAUUGAUAGUUUUGGUUUUAUGCAUUUCUUGCAUGCUACUUUACCCGAGAUGCAGUUCAAAAUCCAGUCCACAGAUGCUGCAAAUGCAGCUGCCAAAGGGGGCAGGAUCUGACCCUCCAGCAGGGACAGAGGCCAGAAGACCUCUUGGGACUUGCAGCUCUUCCUCUGCACAGCAGAGUAUUGGGACCCUCCCAGCCACCGCCAUCUCUUCUGGGAUUUUUCCCAACCAAAGGCAUUCUGGGAUGGUUUUACAUCUUGCUCUGAAACUUGUACACAGGUAUUUCACAAUAUAUGUAUUUAAAGCAAUGCAAAUGAUUUCAAAUGACAGGAUGGCCAAAUGGCAUUUCAAGUUGUUGCACUGUUAACAUAUGAUAACUAUUGUGAGAUUUAUUUUAGAUGAAGAGAAGUCAUAACUACUCUGUAAUGAGUUGUUUUUACAGUUUAGAAAUACAGGUAUUACUGGGUUACUACUGGUAUCUUACAUAUAAAGAUUCAAAAUCUUAAUCUAAUUUUGUUCUUCAGGAAGACUUAAUUUCAGCUGAGCAAAUUAUUAAACCCCCUUCAAAAUUUGGUAAGAGAGGAAAUCUGUGAGUAUGUGCAACAUUCAUGUGCUGCAGUUGCUUUCUCUAGAACUGAACGAGCACUUUCUUUGGUCCAGUAUUUGAGGCAGUGCUGUGCAGGAUGCAUGGAAUGCCUGCCUGCUCCCGGCUACCUUCUGCAGGGAGGUGACAGCCAACCUACAACCAAUGGGUAGGAGAUGGCAAUGGGUCCUCUGUUCUCACCCACAACAAGACAGAUGCAUUGCCUAUGUUUGUAAGGUACGUCACAUAAAAAGCUGCAAAAUACAGUCCUGAAGCUGUUUAUAAUGAAAUUAAAUGCAGGAGAUGUAGAGCCAGGUAGAAGUUAAUGAACAAAACUGUCUCAGUACUUUAUCUUGGUAAAAAAAUCAAUGUCAUAUAAUCUCCUAAGUGUGGUUUUGAAGGGCUGUGCGUUUGCUAAUGGAAUUAAUGUAGGAUGUGGCUGAGCAGCUCGUACACCAAAACUGAAUUUUUUGCCCACUUCAGCAGCCUCAGCGCAUUAUUCGCUCUGUCCUAAUGCUGUUUGUCUUCCACCUGUGUGGCAUUUUGGCUGGGAUAGCAAGGGCUACUAACAUCGAGGCCGACUCCAUCCCGAUUCGCUGGCAUCACACCGCUGAGGAGCUGCUGCUCUCCACACGUCAGGCCUGAGGGAACCGUGGAAAACCUGCCGGGAAGCGAGAGCUGCCACAUGCACGGCCUGAGCCCAGCGGGAAGAUAUAAGUUUGCAGCCUACAGAUUUGUUUCUUUGGGGGCGGUGUGUGUGGGGGGAAGAACAUCAAGGGAAAAGAAGUAUGUAAAACA